This is a messenger RNA of Camelina sativa (false flax), 1025 nucleotides long. RefSeq lists its product as uncharacterized. The record is from RefSeq and is a predicted model, not a curated record. NCBI's taxonomy places the organism in Eukaryota, Viridiplantae, Streptophyta, Magnoliopsida, Brassicales, Brassicaceae.
AAUACACGCUCAUGUUUGUUGAGGAUUCAGGUUCGAUUCUUGGGAAAAGCAUAUUUUUGAUCCAUAAGAUUUUGUAUGAUAGAAGCAGUUUUGGGGAAAGAGUUAGAAAAAAAAAAAAAAACUCGAAGGAAGUUGAAUCCGAUUAUGAAACGAGGAUUGAAAGCUGUCGAAGAUGGUGGUUUGGUGAAGAUCCUCCAAUUUGAAAUUCGUCACGAAAUCUCUCACCCUCGUUUCCAGGGUGCUGAGACUGGUUCUCUUGGAGAUUUCAAGCUGGAUUGGGAUUCCCCUGAGAGCCAAGAUGUUGUUCUGAGGAGAGAGUUUGAUUCAGGCGAGGAGGUUGUGGUCUCUGCUUUACUGAAGCGAGAACCAAUAAUAAUAGAAGAUGAUGAUGAUCUAGUGUUUCCUAGGGAAGCUCUUGCCAAAGUGUGUAUCAAAAAGCCUGGACUCAGCUCUAUCUUGCACUUUGGUUGCCGCGUUUUCGAAACAGGAUCUGGACGUUCUGAUUUCGCCGUCGAGAGAGCCUGCUUUACUCGCUCUUUAGUGUCUGCUUCUUCUUCUACUUAUAGGGAUAACUCCUCAGGCCAGUGGAUUUUACACUAAGUGAUGAACUAGAGCGAUAUCUAAUAUCCAAGGGAAUAAGUGAAGACCUAACCAAUUUCCUCUUGUGUCACCUGAACAAGAAGGAGCAGGAUCAGUAUGUUAACUGGUUACGCAAGCUUGAAUCAACAAUGUCACAUUCUCCAAGCCCAAAGCCUUGAGUGUGUUUGCCCCAUAAGCUUAUUUCUUUUCACCUUUUUUUGUUUUUGUUGUAAUUUUGGAACGAUCUUGCAAUGGUAAAAUGGCUUAGGAGUAGCAUUAUUAGCUAAAAGAGAGUCCUUGCAAUUGGAUGUUUUUGAGGGAGGGAAUAUUUUUAUUGACAAAAUACAUGUUAGCUGUUGUAUACUAUUUCCAACAAAUGGGACCCGAAAUCCGUAUGCUUUUGGAUAUUCAAGCAAGCUUGGUUUGAGCUUUGAUCAUUUACAGAA